UUCAUCUGCUUCCUGGUCGAAGCUCUAGUUCUUUUGCACUUGUUUAUGCCCACUUCAGCUGCUCAAAUUCGCGAUGGCCAAACAGUCCUCUAUUAUGCGGUGACGCUGAUACCGCAAACCUUAUGCUUGGGUGGAUAUACUGCAUUAAUUGUGUUUUCAUCAAGGGCCCUCUUGAAGCGUGGGUUGAAUACUCAGGCGACAAAAACACUCUUUUGGCUCAGCAUCUUCAUGUACACCAUGUCGCUCGCUUAUUGGUCGUUCUCGGUCAUCGACUUUGUUGCUCGAAUGCAGUUCUUCAUUGACCCUGAGAACCCGACGUAUGCUAGCCUUUUCAACGGAGUUGCAAUACCGUUCAAUCUUUUCAACGCGCUUGUGCUCAUUAACUUUUCGAUCACAGACGGCAUCGUUGUUUGGAGAGCGUCCGUUAUCUGUCCCCGAACACAACUGCAUCGGAGACUCCUCUGGAUUCCCACGCUGUUCCUGCUGCUCACUACUGUUUUUGCAUCCAUCCUCAUCGUUUUGAGAUUCAUCGCGAUGUUCUCUACCGAGUUGGUACACCGACCUUUCUUCACUCCUAUGGUCGACACGUUGCAAUUUUUCUCCGUCAUCACCUCACUGUUCUCCAACCUCAGUGCGACAACUCUCAUUGGUGCAACCGCUUGGCGGCAUCGUCAGCGAAUAAGAUUCGCUUUUCACCAGAGGUCAAAAGCAGAGCACACUCUUAUGCUCUUACUUGAAUCCGGGUUAUUGUAUUGUGCUACCGCGGUGUUUGUUGUUGCCGCCCUGUUCAUCCGGCUCCCUCACGGAACCCUCGGCGAUAUCUACUUGCCAGUCACAGUUCAACUCGCGGGGGCCUACGCGCCAGCGAUAUCGCUUCUGAUUCUGAGGAAUAGAACCUUGAACGAGACAGAGUUUCUCGGCACGGAAACCAAGCUGAAUGUCGACGCGGAAGCAAGAGGCCAAUUCAGUGGUCCAAUCCAGUUCGCCAACUUGAAUUCAAGCUCAAUUGCGACGUCGAGCAGUCCAUCGUAA
Mycena indigotica is the source of this 1032-nucleotide messenger RNA. RefSeq lists its product as uncharacterized. Bases 46 to 1032 code for a protein of 328 amino acids. Lineage: Eukaryota; Fungi; Basidiomycota; Agaricomycetes; Agaricales; Mycenaceae. The record is from RefSeq and is a predicted model, not a curated record. The transcript is spliced from 8 exons.